Ochotona curzoniae (black-lipped pika) is the source of this 7034-nucleotide messenger RNA. It is a transcript of the gene MICALL1, whose product is annotated as MICAL like 1. The record is from RefSeq and is a predicted model, not a curated record. Lineage: Eukaryota; Metazoa; Chordata; Mammalia; Lagomorpha; Ochotonidae. The transcript has 16 exons. Bases 214 to 2814 code for a protein of 866 amino acids. Gene Ontology annotation, molecular function: protein binding.
GCCGUGCCCGGGGCCCCGCACCGCAGAGCCCGCGACCUAGGACAGCGAAGCAGGCCCGCCCGGAGCCCCGCGCCCUGCACCCCAGCGCCCGUCGGUGGGCGCCCCGAGCUCCGAUCGGCGCCGGGCAAGAAGAACGCGCCGCAGCCGCAGCCGGAAAUCAGCCUCGGAAAUCGGGGGCCCCCACCGAGCCGGAGUCGGAGCCCCAGCGGAGACAUGGCGGGGCCGAGGGGCGCGCUGCUGGCCUGGUGUCGCCGCCAGUGCGAGGGCUACCGCGGCGUGGAGAUCCGCGACCUGAGCAGCUCCUUCCGGGACGGCCUGGCCUUCUGCGCCAUCCUGCACCGGCACCGGCCAGACCUGCUAGAUUUCGAUUCACUUUCCAAGGACAAUGUUUUUGAAAACAACCGUUUGGCCUUUGAAGUGGCCGAGAAGGAACUGGGCAUCCCUGCUCUCCUGGACCCCAAUGACAUGGUCUCCAUGAGUGUUCCCGACUGCCUCAGCAUUAUGACUUACGUGUCCCAGUACUACAACCACUUCGCCAGCCCGGGCCAAGCAGCUGGUGUCUCACCGCCCAGAAAGGACCCGACACCCUCUUCCUCACCAUCUGUGACACCCAGUACCGAAGAACCAGGAGACGGGACUCAGGGCGAGGAGCUGUCUUCCCCCAGCAGCCUGUCGGAGCAGGGCACCCACCGGACCCCCAGUAGCACCUGUGCGGCCUGCGGGCAGCAUGUGCACCUGGUGCAGCGAUACUUGGCUGAUGGCAGGCUCUACCACCGGCACUGCUUCCGGUGCCGGCAGUGUUCCAGCACCCUGCUCCCCGGGGCUUACACAAAUGGACCCGAGGAGGGCACCUUUGUGUGUGCAGAACGCUGUGCCAGGCUGGGUCCAGGAGGCCGACUGGGACCCCGGUGUGCGACAGCCACACAGUCGAAGCCACUGCCGGCUGCCAAAGAUGAGGAUGCAGGUGACACCAGCUCUGCAGAGGGUGCAGGUGCCAAGGCAGAUGAUGCCAAGGCCGUCCCCGAGGCCCGGCCCCAGCUCGCCGCCAAGCCUCAGCUUCCCGGCAAACCCCAGGAACUGACAAGUCCUCCUGGCAGCCGCCCCACGCCCGCCCCCAGAAAGGCCUCUGAGAGCUCAGCCCCGACGCCCCCCACACCCCGGCCCCGAUCCAGCCUGCAGCAGGACAGCUUGGCGGAGCAAGCUGGCGGCAACAGCCUGGUGAACGGAAGACUGCAUGAACCCCCUGUCCCCAAGCCCAGAGGAACACCCAAGCUAUCCGAGAGGACGCCACCUCCUAGGAAGGACCCUCCUUGGAUCACACUGGUGCAGACAGAACCCAAGAAGAAGCCAGCCCCGCCUCCACCCCCCAGCAGCAGCAGCAGCAGCAGCAGCAGCCCUGGGCUCCCCAGGUGGGGCAGCCAACAGCAGGAGAGCGGGGCUGUGGAAGAGGCGCCCCAGCAGAGCCCCACUGCUGCCCAGGAGCCCAAGCCCUACAACCCCUUUGAGGAGGAGGACGAGGAGGAGCAAGAGCAGGGGGAGCAGCCCCCGGCAGGGCCCAGUCCUGGCCCGGCACACACAGAGGCUACGCCCAAGUCACUGCACCCCUGGUACGGCAUCACCCCCACCAGCAGCCCCAAGACUAAGAAACGCCCUGCCCCGCGAGCACCCAAUGCUUCGCCACUUGCACUACAUGCCUCCCGACUCUCACACUCGGAGCCCCCAUCGGCCACGCCGUCGCCAGCACUCAGUGUGGAGAGCCUGCCGUCCGAGAGCUGUAGCCAGGCUGCCAGCACGCAGCUUCUCGAGCCGCCCGCUGUGCCCAAGAGCUCCUCGGAACCCGCCGUCCAUGCCCCUGGCACCCCCAGCAACUCUGCCAGCCUCUCGGCCAACUCCUCCUUAUCUUCCUCUGGGGAGCUGGCACAGCCUGGCCCCAACCUCCCCCCCAGGACUCAGGCCAACCCAGGUCCCCAGCCAGCCAAGCCGAGCAGUCGUGCCACCCUCAUCCCUACCCCUACCCCCACCUCCACCCCAGUAGGAGACAAGAGCCCUGCACCUGCACCUGCAGCUGCACCUGGAACCUCGUCUCCCCAGCUUCAGGUGAAGUCUUCCUGCAAGGAGAAUCCUUUUAACCGGAAGCCAUCCCCUGCAGCAUCCCCUGCCACCAAGAAGGCCACCAAGGGAUCCAAACCGGCAAGACCACCUGCCCCCGGCCAUGGCUUUCCGCUCAUCAAACGCAAGGUCCAGGCUGACCAAUACAUCCCUGAGGAGGACAUCCAUGGAGAGAUGGACACCAUUGAGCGCCAGCUGGACGCCCUGGAGCACCGGGGGGUCCUGCUGGAGGAAAAGCUGCGUGGGGGUGUGAAUGAGGGCCGUGAGGAUGACCUGCUGGUGGACUGGUUCAAGCUCAUUCACGAGAAGCACCUGCUGGUGCGGCGGGAGUCGGAGCUCAUCUAUGUCUUCAAGCAGCAGAACCUGGAGCAGCGGCAGGCCGAUGUGGAGUAUGAACUCCGCUGCCUCCUCAACAAGCCGGAGAAGGACUGGACGGAGGAGGACCGGGUCCGGGACAAGGUGCUGAUGCAGGAGCUGGUAACCCUCAUUGAACAACGCAACGCCAUUGUCAACUGCCUGGAUGAGGACCGGCAGAGGGAAGAAGAGGAAGACAAGAUGUUGGAAGCCAUGAUCCGGAAGAAAGAGUUCCAGAGGGAGACUGAAUCUGAGGGCAAGAAGAAGGGCAAGUUCAAGACCAUGAAGGUGCUGAAGCUGCUAGGGAACAAGCGUGAGGCCAGGAGUAAGGCCCCCGGGGACAGGAGCUGACCACAACAGGGCUGCCGGGCCCUGCUGCUCCUGGAUCGGCUGCCAGGCUGUGCUUCAGCCAAGAGGAAAGAGAACUUCUAGGGAGGGAGCCCCUGACCUGAGGCCUCUCCCCGCUCAGGGUCCUUUGGCUGGUCUGGGCCAAAGAGCUUCCCCCUUCUCUCUGUGUGCCCCAGGCAGUGGUGACUCAGCCCUGCCACCUCCACAUGCCGUGACUGACCCCAAGGCCAAGCUGGCUCCACCAUCCCGGGCCUGCUUCCCUGUGUGCCACCCCUACCCUGGUAGGCUGGCUCCUCGCUUCCUUUUCACAGUCCCAAGUUCUGGCUGCCGUGGCAGGUGCAGGGGCAGGGCCGGCUCUUCAGCUUCCUCCUGCUCUGCACAGGAGGAAAGUUCCCCCAUCCCUCACUCUGCUCUAUUUAUGAAGUCCCCUGUUCCGUCUGUGCUAGCUGCCAUGAGGGUGGGCUGUGUUGCUUGCCUCCUCCCCUUACCCUUAGGGUUCUCUCCAACUGACUGCUUCCCCCAGCCUAGAGCUGGGGGGCACGCUGGGGUGGACAUGCUCGGGUAGGUGCUAAUCCUGCUUAUUUGCCUUGUUGGUGCUGUUCCCAGGCCUGAUGGAGAGCACUGCACUGUAGGGUCAGGGCUAGCACCCGUCACUGGGAUGUGCCAGAAUCCCUCUUGCCCCUGCCAGCUGCACUCCCGUCCGGGAGAAGAACACAUGCUGUACCAACUCUCACUCGCUUUCACCAACAAUAAACAGAGACCACCUCCAGUGCCAGUGCCCCACAGCCUCGAGCCACAGCCCCGCCUGGCUGGGCAGCCUUGGCUGCCCUUCAGGGGGACAUGCAGGGGCCAUCUCCCUAGAGCAGGGUGUUCUGCCAAGGACCAGAUGAGCAGUGAUGGUGCCAUUCAUGGGUCACACAGAAUGAUCAGCUAUGGAUGUACUGAAUUUCCGGUCGUCCCUGGAGUUACCUUGGCAGAGCCAGCCCCGGUGAUUCUGUGGACCUGGUGCAUCUCACGGGCCGACCUUCCCCACCCCCAAAGGGGUCCUUGGCUCUUGGGCUGUAGGGAGGUACCUGCUUCUGCAGGGGGCCAGGUGACAGCUGCAGCAGUGCCUCCGAGGCCUGUCAGGAUGGUGAGUAAUGUGCAACUUGAGGACUGAGGGGUGGUGGUGGGGUAGCAGCUGAAGGCCAAGGGGGUGCUGCUUUCAGCUAAAGCUGCUGUGAUUGCUUGGGUCCGUGUGGCCAGGCUUUUCCCAUGGUUUUAAUGCAGCUGGAGAUGCAUCUGGCAGGUGCGGCUUGUCAGUGCCGAUUGCUCAUGGGAGAAUCCAUCAGGCUUUGUGGGCCUGGGCUGGUUUUGCUCUGAGGUAGGGCUUGUCAGGGUGCAUGGUGGCCAGCCUGGCAUGUUACAUCCUCUGCUUUUAGGUUCCUGUGGGUGUGUGAACAGAGGUUGCCCCUGGCACAUCCCAGAGCCAGAACCUGCCUGUUGGUUCUGUAUGUAGACCACAGAUCAGCUCACGUACUCUGAUGGGGCUGCAAGGCAGGGCCAGACCCUCCACUGUAUUUUGGUGGUUGAUGGGGACAAGAAGAGAGAGAGGAUAGUGGAGAAGGUAGGGCUCAUGGGGGAAAAGGGCCAAUGGACUGGGUGCUAGACCAGGGGAUGGGGAGGGGCAUCCCGUGCCAGGUUAGCCCUCACGGUGGCCCUGUCCAGGGAAGUCUCACAGAUGUGGGUUUUGCUCAAGGUCACAAGUGCAUGCAGGAAUUGGGGCUUCCAGCAAGACCCUUGCACCCCUUUGUGGAAAGCCACAGAACUCACUUAACACCCCAGCAUGGCUGCUUACUAGUUCAAUGCCUUUGGGUGCAGGAUCUUGGGAGCCUCAUUUUCCAUCCAUGGAAAAGUCAUCAUCGUUAUCUCUAGUUCACGGAAAUAAUGAACUCAGACUGAAGUUCAAGCACCCACGAGUGCUGCUUUAUUUGCACUUGAAAUAUGCUUGUAGGUCUUGAAAAAACCACCUGUGCUAGCAAGUUCUAACUCCUUGAACAAAUAAGCUUUAUCCCUCCAAAAACACAAUGACCAGGAGAGUGUAUUUUAUUGGCCAGUUGGUGGUUUAACAUUUGCCCAAGGCUGCAUGGAGUCGCCUCUGCUGGUCCCUGACACAGGUGGGAAGAAAGCACCGUGUUCCCUCCCAGGACACACAGGGGAGAGAGCCCACUGGGUGCCCUUGGGGUGCACAUCCAAGAUCACAGGACUAGGGCUCAGUGUUGUCUGUGACCGGGGCCCUGUUCUCUGUCUUUGUGGCUGCAGGUCUCCCAGGGCAGGGCCAGUGUGCCAGGAUGCUGGGGAUGUCCUGGACUUGCCGAGGCAGGGCAAGGCUGUGUGGCCCAGGGUGACAUGGUUGGGCUGGAUGGGUGGUGACCCUGCCCAAUGAGGGGUGGGCCCUUGUGGUUAAGGCUGGGCUCUGGAUUAAGCGAUGUCAACAGCUUUGCUGAGUUCCUCACUCCUCUUGCGGUCAAUGUCUUCCAUCUCCCGUAUUUUCUGCAGAGGGUGUUGAUGAGCGCUGGGGUCAGCAUGGGGACAUGGAUCCCAGGAUGCACAGCUGCCUGUACGUGUCCCUGCUCACUUCCUGCUGCCCUCCUACCUGGGAGAUCUCGGCAAGGAUGAGUGCUCGGUACUGCCGGCCUUGGCCCAGGGCCUCCAUGGCAGCCAGGAACUCCUUCCUGUCCUGGAUCUCCCGUACCACUGGGCAAGAGGAGAAGGUUUUCAGGGUACCUCUUCCUGGUUGGGGCUCCUCCCCCUCCCCUACCCAAGUGCUCACAUUCCUCGAAACGGUCCGGCUCAGGGGCUGGGUCCUUCUGCCGCAUGGGACGAGCCUUCCUUCUUGGUUCCUCUGUGUCCUUCCCAGUGGCAAAGAUGUUCUGGAGUCUAAGUUUCUCCUUCUCCAGGUCUCCUGCAGGGCCCAGAGUGAAGGUGCAAAUGGUGCCCCCUUCACGAGCUGUCCCCAUGGCAGGCAGGCAGGCAUGCUACAGGGGCCCUGGGCUGUAGCGAGGGGGCUUCUGCUGGCACAGCAUCUCCCCUGGUGCUCCUUGGGCUUGUCAAAAUUAAUAGGAACAGAGGGGAAGCAGCACAGGUUGUGGGGGUGCACAGCAAGGCUAUGGGAGUUUGGGGCCUGGUGGCCUAAGCCCUGCCAUGGGGAGCACAGCUGGAGUGUGGGUGUAGCCCAGGCAUGGGGGUUCCAGCAGAUCUGGGAAGGGGCAGGGCCAGAAGAAGCCAGGUGGGCAGGGGCAGGAAUGGUUCCUGCAGCAGGGCUGGGGCCCGGAGGGGAUCCAUCUGGGGAUUGUGCGGUGACAAGGACAUGGCUUUGAUGGUCCCAUGCCCACCAGAGCCCCCCUCUGUCUGCCAUUGGCUCCCUUGUAUCCCAUACAUGUCUGGGCUGACACACACGGGGUGGGAGAAUGUUGAUUAGUACCUGUCUUCCCCUUCACACACACACACACACACACACACACACACACACACACACACACAGGCCCCAGCUGAGGCCCUGUCACUCACGGGUGGCCUGUGGCUUGAACUGCUCCCGGCUGUAGGCCCCGUUGGCUUGGCACAGGCUGACAGGCCUCAGGUGGGAGCGGGCAGCUAGGAUGGGAGGCAGGUAGAUAGCUGGUGCCGGCAGUGGCUGCCUCCCAGGCGAGCCCCGCUGGCUGGAUGUGGGGCUGCAUUGCAGGGGUAACGUGUCUCCUCCUGGGGAAGCAGGGUCCGGUGAGAGGAGCCCCACCCUGCCUUUCUCAAUGCCCAGCUGCCUUCUGUUUCUUUCACAAAAUUGGUGGCCACCUGUUACAGGAGCAGUGGGGAGGCCCCCAUCCUCUGCCACGGGCAGGAGGAUUUCACUGUCUCCCCUUCUGGCUAUGUUUGUGUUGCAAUCACUCCGCAUGUGUCCAGGGAGGGACAGUCAUGGCUCCCAAACACUGGAUUGUGCUGUAUUCAAUUCGGACUGUUUCCACUGAACAACGUAUCACGGACAUUUUUCCAGAAAAAUCCACACAUACAACUUAUUAUUUUUUAUAGCUAUAUACAAAUCCUUCCAAUGCACACAUUAUUUAUUCAGCUAGUCCCCAGGAUUUUAGAAAAUCAGGUCAUUCUUCCCCGGGGGUGGGAUUGGAUUUCCUUUUUUUUUUUUAAUUUUUUACUACUUUACACAAUGCUGCAAUAAAUGUCUUUGUAAAUCU